AUCCAAACAAAACCAGAAGUUCGUCAUUAGUUCCAAGAUGGCGGACGACGGUUUACUCCUCAACUUCGCCAUUGGCGACACGAACAUAAUCAAACCCGAAACCAGGCUCAAGGGUGGAACCUGGCGCGACCGCCUAAGCGCAAAGAAAAUCGCCCAACACCGCACCAGGAACCCCCGGAAACCCGGCGAAGAGAGACCAUCCUCAAAUAAAGGUCCCCAGAACCCGAAUCGCAUUCAGAACCCUACGCCCCAGAAUGUGGAGGAGGUGCCUGAGCAAGAGCCAACUGAGGAUGCGAAACCGACGAAUGCGCCACUGAUUGAUGGACUGGAUACGUUUACGAAUCUGGGGCUGUCCCCGAGUUUGGCGGCGCAUUUGUUGACGAAGUUGGAGCUGAAGGCGCCGACGGGGAUUCAGAAGGCGUCCAUGUCACAGUUGUUGAAGGAGGAUAGUGAUGCGUUCAUUCAGGCGGAGACAGGUUCUGGAAAGACGUUAGCUUAUUUGCUUCCGCUUGUGCAGAGGAUUAUGACGAUUUCGAAUCCCAAAAAUAUGAGCACGGAUUCGAGGGGUGAGCCGAUUGUUCAUCGUGAUAGUGGGUUGUUUGCUAUCGUUCUGGCGCCGACGCGUGAGUUGUGUAAGCAGAUUUCGGUUGUUCUGGAGAGUUUGCUGCGAUGCGCUCAUUGGAUCGUGGCCGGUACGGUUAUUGGUGGUGAAAAGAAGAAGUCGGAGAAGGCGAGAUUGAGGAAGGGACUGAAUAUUCUGGUGGCUACACCAGGUCGACUUGCUGACCAUCUUGAAAAUACACAAGCGCUGGACGUGAGUAAUGUGAGAUGGUUGGUGCUAGAUGAGGGUGAUCGAUUGAUGGAGCUCGGUUUCGAGAAAGAACUGCAGGGAAUCAUUCAGAAGCUUGAUGCCAGGCAACGACCUAGUCGGAUUCCCGGUAUUCCUACGAAGCGAACUACGAUCCUUUGUUCCGCUACGCUGAAGAUGAAUGUACAGAAGCUGGGAGAGAUCAGUUUGAAAGACGCCGUUCAUAUCAAGGCAGACCCCGCCGACGAGGAUGGAGAAAGCAAGAGAAAGGACGAUGACGGUUUCAGGGUGCCAGCUCAGCUUAAACAAUCUUAUGCUCUUGUUGCAGCUAAGCUCAGACUGGUUACUCUCACUGCCUACUUGAAACGAACAUUUAUGCGGAAAGGCUCGGUCAUGAAGGCUAUCGUAUUCGUCUCUUGUGCGGACUCGGUCGACUUCCAUUUCGAGGUGUUCUCAAGAAAGAAACAAUACAGAGACGAGAGCGAGGAGGAAAAAGAAGAUAAUGAAGACGAUGACGAAGAUAAUGUGAAAACGAAGUCCGAAGCGUCGCCCCACGGCACUAUCGCUCCUGCCGUUGCCUUCUCUAACCCUUCGAACCCGGUGAAAUUGCACAAACUCCACGGGUCUCUCCCACAACACGUCCGAACAGCCACCCUUAACGCCUUCUCUCGCGAACGCGAGCCAUCCGUGCUAGUCUGCACCGACGUUGCAUCACGAGGAUUGGACUUGCCAAAUGUCGACCUGGUCAUCGAAUACGACCCAGCUUUCAGCGCGGACGACCACACCCACCGAAUCGGACGUACUGCCCGUCUUGGACGGGACGGUCGAGCACUGAUCUUCCUGAUGCCCGGCUGUGAAGAGAACUACGUGGAGGUUCUGAAGCGGGGAUACCGAGAUGGCGGAAAGGCACUCACGCGCACAACCGCGGAAGACAUAUUGAAGCGCGGGUUUGGCGGGAACAUAACGUCCGAGACGAAGAACUGGGAAGAGAAAGCGACUGACUGGCAAAUGGACCUUGAACGAUGGGCAGUGGAUAACCCGGAGUAUCUCGAGAUGGCGCGACGAGCCUAUCAAUCACACAUCCGCGCCUACGCCACCCACAUCGCCAGCGAGCGAAGCAUGUUCAACAUCAAGGAACUCCACCUCGGACAUCUUGCCAAGAGCUUCGCACUGCGCGACCGCCCGAGCAAGAUCAACGUCCCCGGCCUGCGCCCCGGAGACAAGGAAGCAAAGAAGGAUUACAAGGCCGAGAGGAAGACCGUUGGAAAGAAGAGAAAGGCAGGCGGGCGAGACGACAACGAUUUCCCAUCUUCCAACGAUGCAACAUCCGCAGCCCAAAAGAUGAGAGCCAAGCUGAAGGAGCACAUGGCCGGAGCCAGCGAAUUCAACCUUGCCUAGUGUAUUUGUAUAUAGCAAUUUGAUGACCUCAGUAGAUAUCCCACAAUGAGAUCUUUCCAUCUUUUGACCCCGCAGC
Molecule: messenger RNA, 2282 nt
Organism: Aspergillus pseudotamarii
Lineage: Eukaryota; Fungi; Ascomycota; Eurotiomycetes; Eurotiales; Aspergillaceae
Gene: dbp7
Product: putative ATP-dependent RNA helicase
Exons: 2
Coding region: 38-2206 (722 amino acids)
Biological process (GO): ribosome biogenesis
Cellular component (GO): nucleus
Molecular function (GO): ATP binding; nucleic acid binding
Source: RefSeq, a predicted model, not a curated record